Nematolebias whitei (Rio pearlfish) is the source of this 960-nucleotide messenger RNA. It is a transcript of the gene dhrs9, whose product is annotated as dehydrogenase/reductase (SDR family) member 9. Gene Ontology annotation, molecular function: oxidoreductase activity. The transcript is spliced from 4 exons. Bases 1 to 960 code for a protein of 319 amino acids. The record is from RefSeq and is a predicted model, not a curated record. Lineage: Eukaryota; Metazoa; Chordata; Actinopteri; Cyprinodontiformes; Rivulidae.
AUGUUGCUGUAUAUUCUCGGACCGGUGACUGCCUGGUUCAUCUAUCGCUGGUACAAAGAAAGCAAACGAGUUUCAAACAUUGAGGAUAAAUAUGUGUACAUCACUGGCUGUGACUCUGGGUUCGGUAACAACUUGGCGAAGCAUUUGGACAAGCUGGGCUUCCCCGUGAUCGCGGGCUGUUACACAGAGAAGGGUGAAGAUGAGCUGAAGAAGAUCUCCUCCAAAAGGUUGACAACCGUUCCUCUGGACGUCUCCAACUCUGAGAGUGUCAAGAAAGCAGCAGAUUUCAUCAAGAAUCUGGUUGGAGAGAAGGGUCUGUGGGCUGUUGUCAACAAUGCUGGAGUUGCUUUGCCGUCUGGUCCCUCUGACUGGAUCGACAUAGAAGGUUACAAGUCGAUGUUGGCGGUUAAUCUGACCGGUGUGAUUGAUGUCACACUGAGCGUCCUCCAACUUAUCAAGAAAACUAAAGGCAGAGUGGUAAAUGUUGCCAGUGUGUUUGGGCGCAUCAGCCCAUUCGGUGGACCUUACUGUGUGUCCAAAUAUGGAGUGGAGGCCUUCAAUGACAGCCUGCGUAUAAACAUGAAGUCGUUUGGAGUCAAAGUUUUGUGCAUUGAGCCAGGCUUCUUUAAAACUACUGUGACCGAUACAGAGAUGUUGAGGAACAGCUUAAAGAAGCUCUGGGACAACUUACCUCAGGACCUGAAGGAUGAUUAUGGGUCAGAUUUCUUGCAGGCAUUGUUUGACCAUCUGGACCAGAGGUUUAGGAAUUUUUCGGAUGGGGACCUGAUGAAGGUGGUCAGCUGCAUGGAGCAUGCCGUCUCUGCCGUUUACCCUCGCUGCCGCUACUCCCCCGGCUGGGACGCCAAGUUCUUCUGGUUGCCCAUGUCCUACAUGCCAACCUCUGUUUCAGACAAAUUUUUCCUUAAAUAUUACCCCACACCCAGAAUCUCCAAGCUGUAG